CUGGGAUGCUGAUGGAUAGGGUUACACGGCUGCUGGGGCCGGCUCAAGGAGAAUCAUCACUCAUUUUGAAAGUCACUCAAAAGUGAUGGAACAUCGGCUUGCACCUACUUUUACUGAAAUACCUCUGAUAGCUCCACUUAUCAAUGGCGAGCCCAUGUAUCAGAUGGAGAGUAAUCAUAUAGACCCCACUGUUGCAAUACAGUAUUCUACCAAUUAUUCACAAAUGAUGAUUCAUCCCAAGAGAUAUGCGAGAUGGCCUUCUUGUCCUCAGUACUGGAUACAACAAAUUAUAUUGGUGCAAGUUAACCCUGGAGAGACCCUUACCAUCAAGUCUGAUGAUGGGACCAUUCAGAAUAUUCAAGGGCCUGCUGAUGUACCUCUGAUGUCACCAAGUGGAACUUUACCACCGAUAUAUCUUCCUCCUGGUUACAUGUCUCAGGUGGUAGAAGAUAAUGGAAUUCGCAAAAUUAUCAUUGUGCCUCAGACAAUUGAGUAUCGCAUGCCCAUGCCUGCUCCUGUACAAGUAUCGCACUUCAUAACACCACACUCUCUUAUAUAUCCACAAGCCCCUCAACUGAUGUUUCCCCCACUUCAUGGGGAAUUUCCACUAACUUAUAUCCAAGAACCUGUGCCUCAGCAGCUACCACCACUACCACCACCACUGCCACCACCGCCACCACUGCCACCACCACCAACAUUUAUUUACCAGGAGCAUCACGAAACCUAUUCUCAUGGAAGAGCAAAUUAUAACCAAUUUGAUGAAAGGGCUGCUAAAAUGGGAGAAUAUAUGAAGAAAAAAAUGAGAGAACGCCAAGUUGGUGGAUACAAGAAUAGCUAUAUGGUUAACAACACCUCUUUGAUUGUAAACAAAACUAAUGAUUUUUCUAGUAUUUCUGGUACUCCAGGUAGUUACUCUGUGAACUGUGCUCCAACCACCUACACUGCUGACAAUACAUCCAACAUUUAUACUGUGGACAAUGCUCCAAGCACCUACGCUGUUGACAAUACUUUGAGCACCUGUACUGUGGACAAUGUCCCGUGCACCUACACUGUUGAAAAUACUUUGAGCACCUACACUGUGAACAAUACUUUGAGCACUUACACUGUGGACAAUGCUCCAAGUACCUAUACUGUGAACGAUGCUCUAAACAUUUAUGCUGCUGACAAUACUCCCAGUACCAACACUGUUGACAAUCCUCCAAGCAUUCCCAAUACUGACAAAACUCCCAAUAAUUCUUCAGCUGACCAUGUCCUUAGCACUUCCACCUCAGACAGUACUCUUUGCCCUGACACCACUGAUAGUGUUACAGGCCCUUCGGGCACUAAUUAUGCUCCCACAACGACCACUUCUGACAGAACUCCCAGUCCAUCAACUAUUGACAGUACACCAAACUCUCCUAUUUCUGAUGAUGAUCCCAACACUUCUGUCCUUGAAAAUGUUCCCAGCAUUUCUGUCAUUGAAAAUGCUUCCAGUACUUCUGCCAUUGAUAAUGCUCCCAGCACAUCUGCCAUUGAUAAUGCUCCCAGCACAUCUGCCAUUGAUAAUGCUCCCAUUACUUCUACCAUUGAUAAUGCUCUCAGUUCUUCCAAUACUACCACAACACCCAGCACUGCUAGGGCUCUGGUUGAGAGUAAUCACGGAAAGAAACGGAAUGUUAUGGGAGGCAGAGACAACAAACAUAAAUCAGGUGGAAAAGAAAACAAGAGCCAAUCAUCAAAUGCAACUGUAAAAGAAUACAAAACAGAACACAGAAAAUCAUGCUAUUUCAUCACUGAGAAACCUCUUGUUUCUGAUAUUCAAACAAGAUCUGCUGUUAUUUCAUGGAAUCUAUAUAGUUCUGAGACAUGUGAUCAUACUAAAUCUCCUAUAACAUUUGAACUGGCAAUAUCUAAUAGUGGUAAAAAUGGAAAAUACAAAAACGUUUAUAUUGGUGAUGGAGUUACAUUUACCCUACAUGAUCUGCAACCAUCCAUGGCCUAUUUUUUAAGAGUUACAACCAUAAGAGGUUCAGAGCACAGGACUGUGUCUGAAGUGUCUAGCUUCACAACACCAGGCUGCGAACCGGACCCUCCACUUGCACCCAGACUGAUUAACCGAUCCAAGAGUAGCCUGAAUUUACAGUGGAAGGGAUCCAAUGAUAAUGGCUCUAAAAUAAACAGUUUUGUUUUGGAAUGGGAUGAGGGUAAAGGUGAAGACUUCAAAUGUUGUUAUGUGGGUACCAUGAAACAACACAAGAUCCUUAAACUGAAUGCUUCUACAAAAUAUUCCUUCAGAUUAGCUGCCAAAAAUAACUUUGGCUUAAGUGAUUUCAGCGAAAUAGCAGUCUUCCAUACAUCCGGAACUAUACCUCCAACACCUUCACCUCCUAAACUAAGAGAAGCAGGAGUCUAUAGCUUGUCACUAGAAUGGGGUCCCCCAGCUAACUCAAAUCCAAAUGACAGUCUUACUUAUGUACUAGAAAUGGAAGAUGCUGGAUCUGGCUUAGGUUUUAAACCUAAAUACAAUGGAGAAGACCUCUCAUGCACUAUAAGAAAUCUUCAGAGAAGUACUACAUACAAGUUUAGGAUCUUUGCCUACAAUAUGGAAGGAAGAAGUAACCCCAGUGGAGAAGUAAAAUAUACUACCUCUCCAGAUAAGCCUGGGCCUCCUAGAAAACCACACAUAAGGGGAAAGAUCCAUGCACACAGAGUAAAAAUUGGAUGGGAAUCACCCAAAGAUAAUGGUGGAACGUACAUUUCAAGCUACAGUUUAGAAGUUAGUGAAAAUUCAAAUGAAAAUCUCUGGAAUAUAAUCUACAAUGGCACCAUAAAGGAAUUUUUAUAUGACAAUUUGAAACCUGGUACUACAUAUAAACUGAGAGUUUUUUGCAACUCGCCCGUAGGCCAAAGCCAGCCUUCAGAUAUAUUGACCAUUCAAACACCAACUCUUUCUCCUGCAUCUUGCCGUCAUCCACCCUUAAAUGGUAAAACAAAGUCCAAAGAAAUGAACCUCCAAAGUGACAAUCCUUCUGCUAAUGGAAACUCUGAAGUACUUGUACAUGUCAAAAAGGCAAAAGGUAACCAAGAUGACACAAAAGAGCAACCUGGCUCUGAAAAUGGAUGCACACUUGGAUCUCAUUCAAUGACGUGUGAAACAGCACCUUUCCCAGGCCCUCCUUCUCAUUGUGGUACACCUGUGCUAAACUGCAAGGGUCCAACCUGUGUUGUUGUUAGUUGGGGAAUUCCUGAAAGCAACGGUGCUGAAAUCACUGAUUAUAGACUAGAGUGGGGACAAAAUGAAGAAUCAAUGCACUUGAUUUACACUGGCCCUUGUCUGCGUUAUGAAGUUAAAGGUCUCAUCCCUGCAACUACUUAUUUUUGCAGAGUCCAGGCUGUAAAUAUAGUUGGAGUUGGAAUGUUUGGAGGAACUGGCAUAGUAACCACACCAGCAACUGUGCCAGCAGUAGUGCAAAUGUUACAUGAAGUUGAAAACAAAGUUCCUGCCAAAUUGGCGUCAUCCUGCCUUGCUAUUAAAUGGGAGGAACCAGAUUGCCAUGGCUCUCCUAUCACUGGAUAUAACAUUGAAUAUGGAGAUAGAAAAAUUUUGAAUGUUGGUAGAGUAACAGAGUGUCUUCUAAAACAUCUACAGCCUGACACCACAUAUAAAAUCAGAAUUCAAGCUAUCAAUCAUUAUGGACUAAGCCCUUUUAGCCAAUCAAUAAGAACCAAAACCAAACCACUACCACCUGAGCCUCCACAUCUUGAUUGUGUAGUCUAUGGACACCAGAGCCUCAAACUGAAAUGGGGUAACACUUCGAACAAAAGACUACUUUCCAACCUUAUAAGCUAUAACUUGUUAAUGGGAGAUCGUUCUGGCAGAUUCUCUGUCAUUUACCAUGGACCUUGUCAAACUCACAAAGUGCAGAGAUUGGGUGAAUAUACUCAAUACAAAUUUAAAAUCCAGGCAUGUAAUGAGGCUGGUGAGGGACCACUUUCUGGCAUCUAUACUUUCACGACAAACAAAACCCCACCACCCACACUUAAAGCACCUAAAUUACAUCACCUGAAUAGCAAUAUAUGUGAGAUCAAAUGGGAGUCUUUGGAGCCAAUAAAAGGAGAUCCCAUUGUUUACAAUCUUCAGCUCAUCAGUGAAAAAGGAACUGACUUGAUUUACAAAGGACCGAACACUUCAUUCUCCUUUUCCAACUUUCUCACAAAUUCACAUUAUCGCUUCAAGGUUUGUGCUGGACGCCAAUAUCAAAGUUCUGCAGGGAUGCAAGAACUCUGGGGACCGUAUAGUCCCAGCACUCUUUUCUCAACUCAUAAGCAACAGCAGGGACCUGGUAAAGGUGGUGGAGGAAAGGGAGGAAACAACCCUAGUGAAGAAAAAGAUGAAAAGCAUAGAAUAGAGAUGAGCGAUGAUACAUUUGUUCUAAUCCUUGUGAUAGGAUUUGCACUUGUUGCCAUUCUGUGUGCUGUUGCAAUUCAACACUUCCUAAUCAAUUAGUCUAUUCUUGUGCAUUUUCUCCACUUUAGGAAGUUCUAAAACAAAUUACAUCAGAUGUAGAAAUUGUUAGAUAUAGCUCAACUCUUACUUAAAUGUAAAACCCAUUUGGUAGAAAUUCUUUACAACUUUUACCUAAUAGUAAAAGAACUGCCUUAAUAUUCAAGAAAUCCACUGUGACAUUAGAAGAGAUUUUUUUCCUUAGGGAAUAGGUCUAUUUUAAGUUUCAUAAUUUUAGAAACAAAAGCAUUUCCAUUGUUAUACAAAUCUAGAAUCUCUAUGGAAGCUAUUUCCUGCCUUAAUUUUUCAAAUGAAUAUUUUCCAAACUUUGUGGAGUUAUAAGAGUAA
Sciurus carolinensis (gray squirrel) is the source of this 4831-nucleotide messenger RNA. RefSeq names its product fibronectin type III domain containing protein 3C1-like. The coding region runs from base 86 to 4486 and encodes 1466 amino acids. Gene Ontology annotation, molecular function: protein binding. The transcript has 27 exons. The record is from RefSeq and is a predicted model, not a curated record. Lineage: Eukaryota; Metazoa; Chordata; Mammalia; Rodentia; Sciuridae.